GCGCCUCGUCGCGACAGCUUGCUCAAUCGUCGCCUGCACUUGAAUGGGCGGCGUCUGCGAGGUUCAGCGCUCAGCCUCUGUGCGUGCACAACCGUCGGAGGCCUCGACGACGUGUCGCUCCACCUCGGCUCGGCGUGCGCUAAUUAUGCAUCGCGCUGAGUUCUCCCGUCCUCGCUAGAACCCCCGGACUCUAUGCUGCCCCGUCAUGUAAUAUAUAAGACAGCUGCACGGUAGCCGUCGCUCUGCUCAGUUUCUCCUUUCUCGCACCACCCGGCAAUCCAACACACCACAACACGCCUGCCUCGAUCGACCGACCGUCGACAGGCUCCCCCCACUCCUUCAUCCGCUACACACUCGUUUAUACACUGACAAAAUCGAUUUCAUUCGUAUAUACCAUGCGUUACUCGGCCUCGCGCUCUGGCGCGGCUUUGCUCCUCGCUUUGCCUCUGCUCGCCGGUGCUGUGCCCCUCAGCGGCAUGAAUAUUCCCAUCCCAGCGGGCACGACCAUCCCGCUGAAUCGGCGCGCCUCGUUCUUGCUCGACGACGGGUCCGUCAACAUCCCCGCCCUCGCGCGCCACCUGAACUUUGCUGCCGCGAAGUUCCAGCGCGGGUUCAACGCCUUCGAGCGCAACACGGGUGCCGCGCACCCGCUCGCCUUUUUGGAGGACCUCUUCGGCCUCGCGCGGCGCGGCGCGGGCGGCGUCGCGCUCGCCGACCAGGGCGAGAUGCUUUGGACGGGGAAGAUCGCGCUCGGGACGCCGCCGCAGGAGUUCACGAUGGACUUCGACACGGGCAGCUCGGACCUGUUCGUGCCGGCGGCCGGGUGCGGCGGCAGCGCGGGCUGCGGCGGGCGCGCGGAGUACGACGCGGGGAAGAGCACGUCGGGGCGCGACCUCGGGAGAAACUUCACGCUGCGGUAUGGGGACGGGAGCACGGUGAAGGGGAAGCAGUACGCGGAGAGCGUCGCGAUCGCGGGUUUGUCUGCGGCGAAUCAGACGAUCGGCGCGGCGGACACGUAUUCGGCGGGGUUCACGAGCGGGAUGGACGGGCUCGUCGGGCUCGGGUUUAAGAGCAUCUCGGUGUACAACGCGCCGCCGCUGCUCGACACGCUCGUCGCGCAGGGCGCGGUCGACGCGCCCGUGUUCGGGUUCAAGCUCGCGCAGGAGGGCUCCGAGCUGUUCAUCGGCGGGACCAAUAAGACGCUGUACGCGGGCGAGCCGACGUACGUGGACGUCACGCACGAGGGAUACUGGCAGGUCGAGAUGGACCAGUUGGCGGUGAACGGGACGCAGGCCGUCGGGAAGACGGCGGCGAUCAUCGAUUCGGGCACGACGCUCCUCGUCGGGAACGAGCAGGACGUCGCCAAUUUCUACAAGAACGUCACCGGCGCGAAGCCCGUCGACGGGCAGCAGGGCCUGUGGUCCGUGCCGUGUGACGCCGUGCCGCAGGUGAGCCUCACGUUUGGCGGGAAGAAGGUCGAUAUCAGGCCAGAGACGUUCACGCUGGGGCCUGUGUCGAUGGGGUCGAGCGACUGUCUCGCGGGCAUCGCGUCUACGACCAGCAUGUGUGCGUCGUUCUGGAUCAUCGGGGACGUGUUCAUGCAGAACGUGUACACGAUCUUCGACAAGGGUGAGAGCCGCGUCGGGUUUGCGGACCUCGCGUGAGGGCUUUGGGGGUUUGCGAGCAUCGGAGGAUGAGAAGAGAACAGAGGGGGGGGGGGGGGGCGCCAGGCGGGCGCGGGGACUUGUGCAUUGCUACCGCGUCGUCGGUGGAUGGAAGGCUCCGGAAAGACGUUCGAUUUGUUGUUCUGUGUCGUCUGCGCUCUCACACUAACCCACAUUCACGUACGCGGAACUUGCUCAUUGCUAAUGCGUGCGCCGCGCCUCGGCUACUUUACAGGCUUGCUUCGCUGUCAUAUAUACUAUAUUAUCAUCGUAUCCAAUCACAUCGC
Molecule: messenger RNA, 1951 nt
Organism: Heterobasidion irregulare TC 32-1
Lineage: Eukaryota; Fungi; Basidiomycota; Agaricomycetes; Russulales; Bondarzewiaceae
Product: aspartic peptidase
Exons: 7
Coding region: 396-1664 (422 amino acids)
Biological process (GO): proteolysis
Molecular function (GO): aspartic-type endopeptidase activity
Source: RefSeq, a predicted model, not a curated record